Molecule: messenger RNA, 1248 nt
Organism: Cryphonectria parasitica EP155
Lineage: Eukaryota; Fungi; Ascomycota; Sordariomycetes; Diaporthales; Cryphonectriaceae
Exons: 3
Coding region: 1-1248 (415 amino acids)
Cellular component (GO): cytosol
Molecular function (GO): tRNA-guanosine(34) queuine transglycosylase activity
Source: RefSeq, a predicted model, not a curated record
AUGGCAUCCACGACAUCCAAGUCUGCGACCCAUGGCGCCCUGACCUUUGAGCUCGUGGCUAAGUGCUCCACCACACGAGCUCGCGCCUCCCUCCUUACCCUUCCUCAUGGCCCAGUCAACCUUCCCAUGUUCAUGCCCGUGGCGACCCAGGCUUCCCUGAAGGGCAUCACUCCCGAGCAGUUAGAGCAGACGGGGUGCCGGUUAUGUCUGAACAAUACCUAUCACCUGGGCCUCAAGCCAGGCCAGGAGGUUCUCGAUGCCAUUGGUGGUGCACACAAGCUUCAGGGCUGGAAACACAACAUCCUGACAGAUAGCGGAGGCUUCCAGAUGGUAUCCCUCCUCAAGCUAGCCACCAUAACCGAAGAGGGCGUCCGCUUCCUCUCCCCACACGAUGGGACGCCCAUGCUCCUCACCCCAGAACACUCCAUGUCCCUCCAAAACUCCAUCGGCUCCGACAUCAUGAUGCAGCUCGACGACGUGCUCGUCACCACCUCACCAGACAAGGUCCGCAUGCGCGAGGCCAUGGAGCGCUCCGUGCGCUGGCUCGAUCGCUGCAUCGCCGCCCACCGCAGGCCCGACACCCAGAACCUCUUCUGCAUCAUCCAGGGCGGCCUCGACCUCGACAUGCGCCGCGAGUGCACGAAGGCCAUGGUCAAGCGCGACACCCCCGGCAUCGCCAUCGGCGGCCUGAGCGGCGGCGAAGCCAAGGCGGAUUACUGCGCGGUCGUCGGUGCCUGCACGGCUUUGCUGCCCGACCUGAAGCCCAGAUACGUCAUGGGCAUCGGCUACCCAGAGGAUCUGGUGGUCAGCGUGGCCCUCGGCGCAGACAUGUUCGACUGCGUGUGGCCCACGCGGACGGCAAGGUUCGGGAACGCCAUCACCAAGCACGGGAUGCUGAAGCUGAAGAACUCAGAGUUCGCCAACGACUUUGGGGUGAUCGAGGAGGGCUGUGGGUGCGUCUGCUGUCGGCCAAAGGUGGACGGCCGGGAGAGCCAAGGUCUGGGCAUUUCGAGGGCCAUGAUUCAUCAUAAUGUCGCCAAGGAGACGGUCGCGGCGCAUCUGCUUACUAUGCACAAUGUCUGGUAUCAACUGAAUCUCAUGCGAGAGGUCAGGGAGGCGAUUACUGCGGACAGGUAUCCGGCGUUUCUGAGGGAGUUCUUUGGCAGGUUAUACCCAAAAAAAAGUGGCUACCCAGACUGGGCAGUGAGCACCCUUAGAGGUGUUGGUGUAGAUUUAAUGCAGGAUUAA